AUGGAUCUGAAAGGACGGGAAGAGAUGGGAGGGGUGGUGGGGAUGCAUAAGAAGGGGCAGAUGGUGCCCUUGGGUAGCUGUCUGGCCUCAGAGUUGUCUUUCCUGCUGGAGCCCAGUGAUGUGAUAGCAGUGAGGGAACGCCCGCUCAUGCUGGACUGUCUAGUACAGGGCGAGGAACCGAUCAUGGUUACGUGGCGUAAAAACGGGGUGCCUUUACCCACCAGCCCGCGGGUUCGGGUGCUGGCAAAUGGCACGCUGUUCAUCCAGAGCUUCCAGAAACGCAGACAAGGGAGUGACGCAGAUAUGGGCGAGUACGACUGUGCUGCCCAAAAUCGCUAUGGCAUGCUGGUCAGCCGCAAGGCCAAAGUCCUUUUGGCAUCUCUUCCUAAGUUCCACACCCACCCAGUGUCCAUGUCUGUGGAUGAGGGAGGCGUCGCUCGCUUCCAGUGUCAGAUCAACGGUGUACCUGAGGCCAACAUCACCUGGGAGAGAGACAGAGUACCACUCAAUACCACCGACACCAGGUACACUCUCCUGCCAAUGGGUAUUCUCCAGGUGACGGGCGUAAGGCAGGUGGAUGCUGGGAUUUUCCGCUGCGUUGCCACCAACAUUGCCAACACUCGCUACAGCCAUGAGGCCAUGCUCAACAUCACUGGUGGAGCUCCUAGAAUCUACAAGGAGCCGGUCAUCCUGUCGGGACCCCAGAAUCUGACCAUCACUGUCCAUCAGACGGCCAUCUUGGAGUGCAUCGCCACAGGAAACCCAAGACCUAUUGUUUCCUGGAGCAGGCUAGACGGACGCUCCAUCGGGGUGGAAGGUAUCCAGGUUCUGGGGACGGGGAACCUGAUGAUCUCAGAUGUUUCCCUGCAGCACUCUGGCGUGUAUGUGUGUGCUGCCAAUCGGCCCGGCACCAGAAUGAGACGUACCGCGCUGGGACGACUCGUGGUUCAAGCUCCUCCUGAGUUCCUACAGUGGCCGCAGUCUGUGUCUAAACCAGCAGGGGGCAGUGCAGUGUUCACCUGUGUGGCCCAGGGUGUUCCAGAGCCUCACCUUAUCUGGCUGAAGAACGGCAAGGUCCUGAUGCCUGGACACAACGUCAAGCUGACUAAUAACAACAGCACUCUGGCUCUGACCCGUAUCAGCUCAGAGGAUGAGGCCAUCUACCAGUGCAUCGCAGAGAACAGCGCAGGCACCAACCAGGCCAGCGCCCGUCUGGCCGUGGCCCAGCCUAAAGACCUGCCCAGCGCCCCUGAGGGCCUCACAGCCAGCGCGCUGUCCACCAACGCCCUGCAGAUCACAUGGACUGAGCCACCCUCCAAUGUCACUGACAACAUCAUCGGAUAUGUCCUGCACAUCCGCAAAAUAGGAGAGCCUGACAGUCUGGAGCUGCAGGAGGCCAUCAGUAAAGGCACCUUCCAACACGAUGUGACCAACCUGGAACCAGCCACCACCUACUCUCUCUACCUUAAGGCCUACUCUCCUCUGGGAGCAAGCCAGCAGUCCCACACUGUGGUGGCGACAACACUGGGGGGCGUGCCAACCCCUCCCACCUUCUUCACCAAGGUGGUGAACUCCAGCAGCGUGCAGGUCCUCUGGGAGCUCCCCAGUAAAGCUGGCAAGACUGAGGGCUUCAGGCUGUCUUACCGCAGGGUCCCCCAGGCUGUGUUCCAGGGGCCAGUCCAGCUGCCCUACCACAUCAAUGCCCACACCAUCUCUAAACUGGAACCGGGUGCAGUGUAUGAAGUCAAACUGGUGGCUUACAAUGGAAAUGGGGAGAGCGACUGCUCUAAGAGACUGGUGUCACUGGCAGAGGAGGGCAAGGGUGACCCGACCACUGGAGGGAACAGUCUGUGUCAGUGCAGGGAUGGAGAGGCCUCUCUGGGCAGCAUUGUCAUUGGCAUCCAUAUUGGUACCGCCUGCAUCAUCUUCUGUGUUCUCUUCCUCAUGUUUGGGUACCGUCGCAGUCUGUUUUGCAGUAGAGGGACUCAGGACAACUGGUCUGUACCGAGGGACAACGCAGGACACAACGGCAUCCCUAAAGAUGGAGCAGUGCCUGAGGUGGUCCGUCCAGCGCAGUGCCAGGUUGUCAUUGAGCAGCACUUGCCGGGUUUGCCUGGCACGGGCACUGGCUAA
Chelmon rostratus (copperband butterflyfish) is the source of this 2133-nucleotide messenger RNA. Its product is annotated as immunoglobulin superfamily DCC subclass member 3. NCBI's taxonomy places the organism in Eukaryota, Metazoa, Chordata, Actinopteri, Chaetodontiformes, Chaetodontidae. Gene Ontology annotation, cellular component: plasma membrane; axon. The transcript has 14 exons. Gene Ontology annotation, biological process: axon guidance; cell-cell adhesion. Gene Ontology annotation, molecular function: protein binding. The record is from RefSeq and is a predicted model, not a curated record. The coding region runs from base 1 to 2133 and encodes 710 amino acids.